Stegodyphus dumicola is the source of this 10520-nucleotide messenger RNA. Its product is annotated as glutamate receptor ionotropic, NMDA 2B-like. Gene Ontology annotation, molecular function: signaling receptor activity; ligand-gated monoatomic ion channel activity. Gene Ontology annotation, biological process: monoatomic ion transport. The record is from RefSeq and is a predicted model, not a curated record. NCBI's taxonomy places the organism in Eukaryota, Metazoa, Arthropoda, Arachnida, Araneae, Eresidae. Gene Ontology annotation, cellular component: membrane.
GAGGUGGAAAGCUGCUCGAUUGUCUUCAGAUUAAUGUAAUGAUAUUUGACAUCAAACAAACUGAGAAUUAUCAGAAAUUUAACUAAAUAUAAAACAUUAAAAAGAAGUAAUACGACUUGAUUUACAUUGCUCACAUAUUCAAAUCUAUUUGAAUAAUAGAUGCUCUGUAUUCUACAUUAUUUAUUAAUUCACUUGCUUUAUAUCAUAUAUUAGCAAAUACACACUUGAAUCAAAUUAAGUAAAUUAUUUUUCGUUAAAAUACUUCAUUACACAUCUUCGUUAUACCAGUAACAAUUUCACAACUAGAAGCAAAUGCAACAGAAUUUUUAUAGCUUAAUCUCCACUUUUUCGUGUGCAACUCAAUUAAACAUUGUUUCUCAUUUAAUGUGCUUAAAAUCUGAAAGCUGCCAUUAAGAGUUUCACAAAUGUUUUGCAUUUUCGUAAUAAAAGCAUCAUGCCAGGUUUUAAGGAAAAGUAUUUAUACAAUGUUUAUAGCUUGUUUAAAAUAUCUAUAAGCAGUAAAAUUCUCUUUAAUGAAAAAAUGUUUUGUCAAAAUGUAGCAAAAUUAAUUCGUUGCUAAAACACAUUUUCGUUUUCCAUCUAAAGAGAUAAACUAAAUAAUGUUAAAGUGCAUAUACAAUUCAAAUAGCAAACUUAUUCAAUUAGGAUUUUAUUUCUUUCAUAUAGUUUUGCAAUCAAAAGCAAAUUAAUAACCCGCACUUAAUUUGUUGAAGUUUGGAAUGAUUAGAGUAAUGUGUAUAUGGACAUUUUAAUUUCACUUAUCUUUCACGUUCUUAUAUUAUAUCAUUUCUUUCAAUUUAAGAGGAAUCAUUAUUAAAAACAAUCGCAUCAAAAUGUUAAUUUUUAGCUUAAGCAUUCAAUAAAGAAUAAUUUUCAGAUGCAAUAACAAAGCAUUCAGUAUGCACUUAUGCGAAAUAAUCAUGCUUCUGCUGUACUUGGCAACAUUAAUAUUACCAAUUCAAAGCUACUCUAGUUUUAGGAAGUCGUCCCUGAUCCCGGUCACGCCUGCCCCUACGGAAAAUUUUACAACUAUAUCAAUUGGAGCCAUUCUUCCCCAAUAUGGAUUCAAAGAACCUUCUCGUGCCAUUCGCAAAGCAUUGACAGAAGCCACAAAAAACGUCAACAGAAACAAAAACAAAUAUGUCAAAUUCAAGUUCACCAACAGCUAUCAAUUACAUGCUCACUUAGUUGAGAUGGAUACUUCUGCAAGUCCUCUUACCGUUUUGGAUGUCUUGUGCGAAAGGGUUCUUGCUGAAAAUGUAUCAGUUAUUAUGUACAUGACCAACGCCCAUGCACAUGGCUCGGUGUACGGCGGCAAUGUGGCAACAGCUCAGUAUUUGUUGCAGCUUACUGGAUAUCUUGGAAUACCUGUUAUAGCAUGGAAUGUGGAUAAUGUAGGAUUGGAGCAGCGUGUGUCGGAUUCUAGGAUUUUACAAUUGGCACCAUCAGCGGAGCAUCAAGCUCAAGUGAUGUUGAGUAUUCUCAGAAGAUACUCCUGGCAUACAUUUUCAAUGGUGACGUCACGUAUGGGAGGGCAUGACGAUUUCAUCAGAGCAGUCCGGGAGCUCACUCAAAGAGGAAUUUUUCCAGACUUCAAGUUUGACAUUUUAGAUGUUGUGAUAUUGAAAACAAGCCAUAGGGAAUCUAUAUAUAACGAACUGGAAGAAAUUGCUGACAGUGAAGCCAGGAUAUUUUUACUUUUCGCCACAAAACCUGAAGCAGAAGAAAUAAUGAGCGCUGCCACACAACUUGGUAUCACCAGGAAAAAUUAUGUGUGGAUUGCAUCGCAAGCCAUUGCUGAUACAGAAAUCAAAGUGCUUCCAGAUUUUCCUACGGGCAUGCUUGGUCUUUAUGUGAAUAGUUCAAGAGAAAAAUUAGAAGUUGAAAUAGACAAAGCAGUUAAUGUCUUUGCUCACGGCCUGGAGAGCUUCUUUGCUGAUCCCAAAAGUGUGAACAUUAGUUUGACGCCCAACCUCAGUUGUAAUGGCGCAGGACAAAGUCGUUGGCAUAAAGGGGAAGUCAUUUACAAGCACAUGCGAGGAGUAUCCUUUUAUUCCAAGACUAAUGGUCGCCUCGUCGAAUUUAACUUAGAUGGUACUCUGAAGGACGUCGAAAUCUACGUCAUGAAUCUAAACCACAACGGUUGGGAAAAGAUUGGUCUGUGGGAGGAUAACAAACUGGAUAUUAAAGACAUCGUCUGGCCUGGAAACAGUCCCGUUCCGCCUCCUGGAGUCCCUGAAAAAUUCAAUCUUAAAAUUACAUUUUUAAAGGAACCGCCAUAUGUCAACCUUCUCCCGCCUGAUAACGAGACAGGAGAAUGUAAGACCAGCCGUUCUGUCAGAUGUCGAAUAGCUCCUGAACAUAAACUAAUCGGGUUGAAUCAUUCCCUGGCAAUCAAAAAUCCUGAAUAUUAUAAAUGCUGUUCUGGGUUUUGCAUCGACUUACUUCAAAAAUUUUCUCAAGAUCUUAAAUUCACUUACGAUUUGUACCAAGUAGAAGAUGGUGCAUGGGGUGUAGUUAAUGCAAAUGGCACAUGGAACGGUCUCAUAGCCGACCUACUGAAUCACAAAGCAGACAUCGUAGUCACUUCGAUCAAAAUCAAUUCCGACCGUCAACAGGUGGUGGAUUUCACGGUUCCUUUCUUGGAAACCGGGAUUGCCAUUGUUGUCGCGAAGAGGACGGGAAUCAUAUCACCGAAAGCGUUUCUAGAGCCUUUUGACACAAUAUCAUGGCUCAUGAUAUUACUUGUAAGCAUACAGGGUGCGGCCUUGGCUAUUUUCUUAUUCGAAUGGUUGAGCCCUUACGGUUACGAUAUGAAAAUGUCUCCACCUAGAGACUUCAAUGGACCAGAUCACAAGUUCUCAUUAUUCCGCACAUACUGGCUAGUUUGGGCAAUAUUGUUUGGAGCCGCAGUCAAUGUCGAUUGCCCUAGAGGAUACACUGCAAGGUUUAUGUCCAGCGUGUGGGCCAUGUUUGCUGUCGUAUUCCUCGCUAUAUAUACUGCCAAUUUGGCGGCUUUCAUGAUUACUCGAGAGGAGUACUAUGAUUUAACAGGAAUAGAUGAUAAAAGGUUGCAAAAUCCACGAAUGUACGAACCACCCUUCCGCUACGGAACUAUACCUUAUGGUAAUACCGAAGCUAUUCUGAAGAAAAACAAACCCCAUUUAUUCACAUGGAUGAGGAAGUUCAAUAGGUCUUCUGUUCUUCAAGGAGUCGCUGCUGUCAAAAAAGGAGAUCUUGAUGCUUUUAUCUACGAUGCUACGGUGCUUGAAUAUCUAGCUGGCCAGGACAAUGAAUGUCGAUUACUUACUGUUGGUAGCUGGUACGCCAUGACGGGUUACGGUUUCGCUUUGCCAAAGAAGUCCAAAUACCUCAGCAUGUUCAACAGGGCUAUGAUACAGUACAGAGAAAAUGGAGACCUCGAGAGACUCCAGCGUUUCUGGCUUCAAGGCGCCUGUAAGCCAAAGCAUAAAAAGCGGAAUGUGAGUAAACCUCUGGAUGUUAACCAGUUCAUGAGCGCCUUCCUUCUCCUAGGAUGUGGAAUUUUAUUCACAAUUGUGGUGUUACUGUUAGAACAUAUCUAUUUUAGUUACAUAAGAUACCACCUUUCGAAGACAGACAAAAGAGGAUGCCUUACACUCAUUAGUUUAAGCAUGGGAAAAUCACUUUUAACACCCAAGGCAGCAGUGGAGGAAGCAACAGAAGCGUUUACAAAUCACAAAUGUAAAGAUCCCGUAUGUGAUGCUACUUUAGCAAAAACAAAGAGAGAUUUGUACUUAGCAAAUCUAAAGAUUCAAGAGUUAACAGAAAGGAAUAAUAUGCUGGGAGUCAAAGUCCUUCCAUCUAAUCAGGACUCAAAUGCUACGCGCAAAAUUUUGGAAACCCGAGAUAUGACGAGAAAUUACAUCUCAACUAAUGAAAUCAGUGAACCCGGUUACAAGACCCACCCUCUCCAUUCUUAUGGACCCCAUUUCAUCAAAACCAGUACAACGGCAACUGAUGUCGCUGAAAUUGAAACCGUGUUAUGAUAACGAGGAUUAGUUUCUUUCACAGUACUCCGUAGCUGUGUGCAGUGCAUAGAAAAUUUACUUAGAUUUACCAUACUGGAAGUUCUAUUCAUAAUUAUGGCUCUCUGUAUGCAGAAGAAACAUGAAUCAAAGUUAGUUAGCCAAAUAUUAAUCAAAGUAUAAGGCAAAUAACAGCUGAGAUCACUGGAAACAUAGGAAUCUAAGCCCACUUUGUUGUGUCAAAGAUUAUCAUUUACUUAAAAAAAAACCUCCAAGAGAAAUAUUGUACAAAACCAAAAAGGAAAGAGAUGAAUUUGAUUUUGAAUUUAAAUAAAUCUCACCGUAUUGCAAUCAACGCUCAUAUCCAUACACGCAUAUUUUACUCAAGAACAAGAUGCCAAAAAUGCUAUUCCUCCAUUGUAUUUCCUCCAUUGUAAACAGUACUCAACAAUUCUUAAGUGAACUAAAUAUUUGAUUUCUCAAGCAGUGCUUGAGAUUUAAAUCUUUAUUGCUCAUUAGAGAAUUUAUAGAGAAAUAUAUCAGACAACAUUUGGAGAAAGUAAUUUAUACAUAUAUCCUUACAUGUUUUAAUGAUUUAUUGUCAUUGAUGCAUAAAAGGUCUUAAAAUAGCUUUUGAUUUAUGAGUUUUAAGUGCAUAAGAGACUUCGAUUAGUAGAUUAAAUAUAAAUUAAAAUAAGUCAUCGGAUAAAUGCAAUUUUAUUUCAUGAGUUGCUACAACUAUGUGAACAUUUUUAGACUUUUCUAUGAGUUGAGAUAUUUACGAAAAUAUAGUUUGCUGAAUAUAUAUUCUAUGCAAAUACUAGUAGCCUAGAAAGCAUGCAGUAUUAAUUUAAGCGAAAAUAAAUAUAAUAUGCCGUUACUAACGUUUCUACAAGAUUAUGAAGUGAUGGGUAAUCAAACUCAUGAUCUGCAACACACUACUUAGCAUAUUGACUGUUGACUGUUGUAUCUGUUUUCUUAUUACGUAUUGCAAUAUCCUGUUGUUGUUUAUAAUGGCCUUUAAAUUAAAAUACCGGAAACUGUGUAAGAGAAUACUGAAUGUGGCAUGGGCAAGAUUAAUUGAAAUGAAGCCAUUGCUUUUAGGUUACCACUUGAUAUCCGGUGAGCUUUGAAACUUUGUUAUUAUUUGAAAGAUGAUUAAACAAGAAGUAGAUUAAAAAAUAAACGAAAAGCAUAAAAAUAUUUUAAUUACAGGCAAGACAAUUAAUUAUUUUAAAAACAAAAGAAGUGCGAAAUUUUCAGGAAAUUUCUACCUUAUAUCAGAUAUGAUACAAAACUAUAUUAUCAAAACAGGAAUAAAAUGAAUGCUAUAAAAAUGGGUCUGAAUGAAUGUUACGAAUAAGUGUGUUAUUGGAGAUGGUAAAAAAACUUGUAAUUUCAACAGCUGAGUAAGUUAAGAAGAACAAAAAUAGGUUAUUACAUGUUUCUAAACUUUAUAUUUUUAAGUCAAACAUUAGAAAGUAAAAAACUAGAAUUAAUUCGAAAAAAAAGUAACUGUUACAGUUAGGAUUUUGAUUAACUGAAUUUAUAAAAAUUAAGAAAAGGAAAAUGAAUAUUGAAGUGAAAAAGCAUCAUUUUUAAUUUAGAUAUACAGGACGCUUUAUUUAAUUCAUUCGACUUAAAUUUACGUUUUACAUGCAUUUUAUAUUUUAAUAGGUAAAAAUUUAAUAUUAUUUUCCCAUUCGUUACAUUUUUGCUCUUAAAUUUGCUCUUAGAAUUUAAAAUAAUGUUAUCACCAAAAAAUUAAAAUAUCCCCUAUCAUGUGUUUAUGGUAUGGUUACACAUAAACACGUAUAAUGUGGAAUUUCGUUUUACUGUCAAUGGCCUAAGACAUAACGAUUUGUAAAUUGAAUAUUUUCAACAUUAUUAAUAAUAAUACUCUCUGCGUUUAAACGUGCUUACUUGAUAACGUUUUUAAAUUCUCCAUUUGCCAGUGGUUGAAUCUUGGCUAUGAAAAUUUCCCAAAAUUCAGUGGUUAGCCUGAAGCGUAUAAAUGCUUAAUUAUCUCUAUAUAACAUAUAUCAUAAUAUCCGUGAUAUUGACUUUAAAAAUUAAAGUUUAUUGAUUGCGCUGUAUUAUUAUCAUUAUUAUUGCGAUCUUCAUUCGGAUUUGCAUUUGGGGAAAAUAUGCAAGUAAAUCAAUUACUUCUAGGUUAAAUUUUAUGGCGUUAUAUAGCUAAAUCGAUCAACUAAAUGCAGUUUCUGAUCUAAUUGUGCAUAAGUAUAGAGGGCGUUUACACGUUUUUAGAACGAUUUUGGGGGCAUUUAAUUAAUGUUUAAUAUGUAAAUGGUGUUUUUUAAUGUUCGGUCUAAUAGCCUAUUUCUUACCUUAUGCAUCGGGAUUUCCAUGAUAACGAGGGUUUCGUAAAAUUUCCAGGGGUAUUAAUUUCCUUUCCUCUUCCAAUUACUUUGCAGACCACUACUUUCCGACCAGAAUUCGUCAAUCAUGGUGCAUUUGCACGUAGAAAGAGCUCUUUUCAAGAGUCAAAAGGCAUAAUAAUCUGUAGGUGAAGCGACAGGGGCUUAGGAAUACGUUGAAAAGUUAUAGUUGCAAUACCUGUAUCAUAUUUAAUUUCUUCAAGCAAUAGAAUAUUACAUUUCGAAGGAUGACUUGUUGCUUUGUCCAGACGAAAUUUCACUCACUGAUAUUCCUUCGAAGAAAAGGACAGAAGAAAAGGAAAUUCUUCUGUAAAUAUCCGACGUACAACUUUCUCUUGAUAGCACGUUGAUUUGAUUUUAAUAUUUUGUCCACUCUUCUCAUUUUAAAUUUCCUGUUGCAAGAGAAUCCGGCUAUAAUCGUAAAACUUUCUUUGCAUUGGCGGAAACAGUUAUGUCGAUUUUUAUUUCUUUCUUGUUUACGAAUAACAGAUAGACCUUUCUCUGUUGCAGUCAUUUAGUCAAACCCAUGCUUCAUGAAACGUCGCAAUUCUUGAAACACAGUUUUCAUGCAGGAUUAUAUAACUAGUUCAGCGUUGAGACGCACGCUUCGGCAAAAGCUGCUAAUCAUUAUGCUUUCUAUCAUUUUUUAAGUUGUAAAUCUUGAUUUAUUAUUUUAUUUAUUGUUGCUACAGAUACAUUUAAAAACUUUGCAACUGAUUUCGCGCCGGCUGAUUUUCUCCUGUUAUCAAUAAUUUCAUUUUAGAAACUUUAGAGACAGUACGUUCUUGCUUGUUUCGGAUAUUCUUUUAGUAUCCUGUUUUCAUGUAGAAAUAAUGGCUGACGGUUUUUCCCUUUACGAUUAAUAAUGUUGCUUAUUUUGCACUUAUAAGUUUUAAUAUCAUGUAUCGUACAGCGUUUUUGAGUAAUGGAAUAAAAAUAUUUCUGUUCGAAAAGCCCAGAAAUAUAUUCUUCUGUCCGCAGCUUGUUUGCAUGUGACAUUUUCAAAGAAGAGUAAAUUUUAAAAUAGCAGAUAAUACUUUCAAAUAACAAGCUGUUGACAGAAAAUUUUAUUCCAAAACAUUUUUUUUAAUUCUCUAUAAAAAUGUGCAUGCAGUAAAAUUGUAGAUCACUGUUGAAUUUACAUUUUUCGGUGCUCUUAUCAGUAUUGGAUUAGCAUAAUACCUUUCAAAUGAUUUCACUAAUGAGAAUUUCAUAAUCUUGCCCAUAGCCGAACUUUGUUGGCAGCUAAGUCCUAUUUCUGAACUAAAGAUUUUAGUAAGCAAUCUGAAGUAGAGGUAUAAAUGUUUUAACAAGUAAUGGUGCUGCAAUCAAUGAUUAGCGUAUUUUAUAAAAGAAUGAAAGGAAAUAUUGAAGCUUGUUUUUUGUAUAUGUGGCUUAAAUGUCAAGUGCAAGUUACAUAAUUCGUGUAGAACUAGAAUACAAGUUAAUAAUCUUGUUUUGUAAAACGGUUCUGCUCAUUCGCAGCCUUAAAGUGUUAAAUCUGGUAAACUGUAAAUAUAAGCAAUUUAACUUGUAGCAUAUCUGUGCUUGCCUUGAAAGUUAGCUUGCGUGAUUGUCAAAAAUCUUUUACUGUACACAAGCACUUCUGUUCACGGAAAUGUAUUUCAUAAUUGACAAUUACUUUCAAAUUAGGUUGUAUGGUAAGGCAACUCCUGCUUAAAUCAUGUUCAUUUAUGUUAAAUUCUACAUUUUGCUAGUUAACUUAUAAAAUGUGACUAAUAUUGGUGUAACAGAAUAUUUCAUUUAGAUUUCAUAACUCAAGUAUAAAACAACCGCUAAAUGAUUUAUGUUUUUUUUGUUGUUUUGUUUUGUUUUGUUUUGUUUUGUUUAAAGGCUUGUAUUCUGUAUAAAAUAAUCCUUAGUGACAGUAUAGGAAAAGUUCCUAAAAUACAUUUAUACUCAUGGCAAUUCUCAUAACACUAAUAUCUGAUUGAGCAUAUAUAGGUUACUGCUAAUAGGAUAAUGUUUACAAAAAUAUUAAUCCACAGAUGAUAUUAUAUUAGGCGGGGGAUAUACAAUACAAUAUUAAAUGUAAUCGAACAAUUAUAUAUAUUCGACCACUUCCAGAAAAAUACUCGAAUUCAUUUUUGCCCACUUUAGAAUAAGAUGUCAGUUCAGAAUAAGAUAAGAAAAAUCCGGUCUUCAAUCUAAUUUUUCUCUUUGAAUUUGAUUUUGAUGUUUGAGUGUAAAUAACGCCAUUCUCAAAUUGAAUCGAAUAAAUGUGUUUAAUCUCAACAACUCCUAAAUCUCUGAGAUUAUUAAUUCGUAUAAAAAUUUAAAUUUUGCUCCUCUAAAUCACUAGCCCAAAAAUGUGGAUUUCGAACACCCCCACGGCAUCUCUGUGCGUGCAUUUCAGACCUUUUUACUUUUCAAUAAUGGUCGUCAUCGUUUAUUUCUCUUUGCUGCAAAUUUUAAUUAAUUCUAUUGAACUAAAAAGAGAAUUUUUUUAGCUAAUCAGAGUUAGAUAAAAUUUAUUUCUUGUAAAACUUUCAUAGUUUGAUAGAAAUAUAUUUAAUAUAACAUAUAAUCUGUUUUGUUCUCAUUAAAUAUUAUAUCUCUAAACGUUUAGUACACCAAAACAUUUAAAUGUUAGUUUCAUUAUUAACCUUUUGAUCAAAAAAUCCCUAAUACUCGUUUUCAAAGCACUGAAAAUUUAAUUUUAAUUUCUUCCUUUAAUGCAAUUCACCAUUAAAUUUCAUCGUAUACAUUUUAUGUUAACUAAUACAAAUUGCUAUACAUGACAGAUCGUCUUAAAAUUGGUCAAUGAAAAAAUAUGAGAAAUGAGAAUAGAGAGUUUGGCAACAUCUGGUCUUGCUCAUAAAAUACUUCAGUUAACGAAAGGUUGUUCCGAAACAGCAGUUAAUUUACGUAAGUUAUAAGUGCAAUAUAUUAUGGCACUGAUGUUUCUAAGCAAGAAGCUGUAAAAUAAGUGGCCCCAAGAGAUUAAUUUAACGUAUGAGAAUUGCAACAGGAAAGUAAACUAUGAGCGGUAUAAGACAUUUUAAGGACUGAGGGAGGAGGAAUAAAAAUAUAAUAAACUGCCUAUGGUAUUAUUAGAUUACACUAGAACAAACAGACAUAAUCACUAUAAAAAUCAAAUAUUAGUAUCAUUACUCUUAUAAAUCAAAAUGCGCAAAACACGUGACAUAACGACCAUAGUCCUAAAAAGGUGCAGUAAUCAAAAGAGUGCAUCAGAAUUUAUGUUUAUAAUGAAACUUCGAAUCAAAAUCAAAGAAUUUAGCGAAUUAAAGAAUCAUAAAGAUUCAUGAUAACGCUGUUUGUACCAUAUGUGUAAUAAUAAUAAUAAAAUUUAAUUUUACCUCAGACUUAUGUUACUUGUCUCCUCGAACCCUAUUAUGUCUUUUAAUUAUUUCAACCAUCAGAAAUAGGCUCUUUUCAUUAGGUUAAGAUGAAUGCGAUAAAUUCUACUAGCCUGAAGAAACGUGAGUGACUUGCCAAUAAGAAAUGUGUGGGCUGAUGAGUGCAGAAGUUAUGAAAUUGAAAUUAUAUUUUUGUUUUCUUUCAUUGAAGUUAAAUAUAGUGUUGAAAACUGCAAAUCCCUCAUUAAUUUUUUAUAAGAAAUGUAUCUUUAAAUUUAUGUGCUUAAUUGAAAAAUAAUUUUUUUACAAAACAGGUAUGCUUCGUCCAAUGAGAAAGUUUCAUAGCAUCUAUAGAUAAAACUUUUAUCUAAAUAGUAUUUCCAAAUUGGGUACGAAACAGCAGGUUUAAAACAUGAAAUUAAAGCAGGAGUUGCCAGCAUUUGAUUAGAGUUAUUUGUGUUUUAAUUCCAGAUACAUUCCUGUUUUUCUGUCUUGAUUGUUUUGUGUCAUUGUGUAUGAUCAAAGUUAGACAUAAUAUUAUAGACUGGUAUUAGUCUUGCAAUCUUUAUACGUAGUCACUGCAAUAUACUGAGCUCAAUAAUGUAUUUCUGUUUAUGCAUAAGAGAAAUUUUCAGUUCAGGAAUUGUUGAUUUAAUGGUAUUAUUGAUUUGCUACUCACAGAUUGUAAAAUACGUCCUACAAUCAUGGAAGAUUCAAAGUUGCUAUUUUAAAAAUAAAAAAGCUUCCAUAUA